This is a messenger RNA of Pseudopipra pipra, 874 nucleotides long. RefSeq names its product histone H3-like. NCBI's taxonomy places the organism in Eukaryota, Metazoa, Chordata, Aves, Passeriformes, Pipridae. Gene Ontology annotation, cellular component: nucleosome. Gene Ontology annotation, molecular function: protein heterodimerization activity; DNA binding; structural constituent of chromatin. The coding region runs from base 15 to 767 and encodes 250 amino acids. The record is from RefSeq and is a predicted model, not a curated record. The transcript has 2 exons.
UCAGAGACGGCAGCAUGUCUGGCAGAGGCAAGGGCGGGAAGGGGCUCGGCAAGGGCGGUGCCAAGCGCCACCGCAAGGUGCUGCGCGACAACAUCCAGGGCAUCACCAAGCCGGCCAUCCGCCGCCUGGCUCGGCGCGGCGGCGUCAAGCGCAUCUCGGGGCUCAUCUACGAGGAGACGCGCGGCGUGCUGAAGGUCUUCCUGGAGAACGUCAUCCGCGACGCCGUCACCUACACCGAGCACGCCAAGAGGAAGACCGUCACGGCCAUGGACGUGGUCUACGCCCUCAAGCGCCAGGGACGCACCCUCUACGUGCUGCUGCGGCUGCGGGCAGCUCCCAGUGUUCGAUUGGUAGCUAUGGCGCGCACGAAGCAGACGGCGCGGAAGUCGACGGGCGGGAAGGCGCCCCGCAAGCAGCUGGCCACCAAGGCGGCCCGCAAGAGCGCGCCGGCCACGGGCGGCGUCAAGAAGCCGCACCGCUACCGGCCCGGCACGGUGGCGCUGCGCGAGAUCCGCCGCUACCAGAAGUCCACCGAGCUGCUGAUCCGCAAGCUGCCCUUCCAGCGCCUGGUGCGCGAGAUCGCGCAGGACUUCAAGACCGACCUGCGCUUCCAGAGCUCGGCCGUCAUGGCGCUGCAGGAGGCCAGCGAGGCUUACCUGGUGGGGCUCUUCGAGGACACCAACCUGUGCGCCAUCCACGCCAAGCGCGUCACCAUCAUGCCCAAGGACAUUCAGCUCGCCCGCCGCAUCCGCGGAGAGCGUGCUUAAGACUCAACAGAACAAUACUGUUAGUUUUAAAAAAUAUUCUGACCAACACAAAGGCUCUUUUAAGAGCCACCACAUACACUAUAAAAAGGGCUGUGACACUGCGAUAA